Messenger RNA from Solea solea (common sole), 2849 nucleotides. RefSeq lists its product as uncharacterized. NCBI's taxonomy places the organism in Eukaryota, Metazoa, Chordata, Actinopteri, Pleuronectiformes, Soleidae. Gene Ontology annotation, cellular component: membrane. Bases 180 to 1001 code for a protein of 273 amino acids. The record is from RefSeq and is a predicted model, not a curated record. The transcript is spliced from 9 exons.
UCAGGGACAGGCUUAGCUGCGGCGUCCACGCAGUAUGAGAGGGUUUGUAUUCCAUUGACUUGCUGCUGCACCGUUCUUUCUACCGCCUUACUCUCAACAAGAAGAAGAAGAACAAGCAAAGCAUUUUUUUUUUUUACAAACUCAGUGUUAUUCACGUGGACAGACAAUCGCGGCUCAUCAUGGCUUUGGACGGAUGUGGCGUCGUCUGCAAAUAUAUCCUCGUCCUUUUCAACCUCAUCUUUGCGGUUGUGGGGUUUGCCUUCCUGGGUCUGGGCCUAUGGCUGAGAUUCAGUGAGAACACCAGAGGCAUUUUUGAAAUCCAGUCCCUUAACUCAAGUGCAUUUGUGAUGGGUGUGACGGUUCUGAUUGUUCUGGGUUCAGUGAUGCUGAUUGUGGUGGCGUUUGGAGACUACGGCGCCUGCGGUGAGAAAAAGUGUUCUCUGGUUGUGUUCUCCGUCCUUCUGGUCAUUCUGGCUGUAGCUGAAGUGCUUUGUGGACUGCUUGCUUACACCCAGAGAAGAGAGGUCGGAAGUAGCGUCGCAGAGUUCUACGUCAGCCUGUAUGCGCUGUAUGUGAAAGGGAAUGGAGAUCCAGCCAUUGGCAUCACGCUCACAUUCGUCCACAACCUGCUUGGCUGCUGUGGAGUGACUGGAUUUAAGCUGAUCGAGCUGGCUCAACAGACCUGUCCCCAGGCAUAUUUAUCGUCUAGUUGUCCUGUGGUGAUCGCUGAUGUCUUUGACCGCAAUGCAUCACUGGUGAUGUCCAUCUUUCUUGGCACUGGAGCUCUUCUGAUAAUAGCUCUGAUCUGCAGCAUUACGCUCUCUUGCAAGAUUCGCCUUUCUGCUUCAACACCUCAGUACAUUAUCCUGACUCAGUCCACCUCUGUUGUCCCUCGGCCAUCCGAGCAGGAACUUGUCUCCACCGCCUACACCCACCAUGACCAGGACCCAGUCAUUUUCACCCCCCUCACUGUGGCUAACAUCCCCAUCGCUCAGACCUAGUGUGCUUUGGUCACUUUUCACUCUCAGAAAUGUGCCGACUUUUGGGGUUUGUUCACAGUGCUCUGGCUUGGAGAAAAUAAAUAUAUUGCACAUUUUACCCACUUUUCUAUUUUGCAUCUGUGUCCAGAGGAUGCAGUGGCGUUCAGGUGUUAUCACCUCACAUCGCUGAAAUGUAGCGACUUUUUAACCAACUACAAAAACUCCUUAAAGACAAUGUUAAUGUUUGUGAUGGAUAAAAGUUUAGACCACAAACUUUACCUUACAAAACGCAAAUUUUUCCCCUCACCAACAACUGACCACAAGUUAAAUAUCAGUGCUGCCCCACGUUGGAAAAAGUAGAGUUCACUACAAUAAUUAUUUUUGACCAGUGGGAAUGGGGAAAUGUAAAAUUUUUUCCUCCUGGGCCACAUUCAUGUACACACAUUGAUUCUCCUUUAAGGGAUUUUCUAUUUGAUUCACAUUUUCAACAGACAUGGACUACUAUACUACAUUUAAAAAAACUGCUUCAUUUCCCACUCAACCUUACUUACUAAAAUCUGUCUUUCUGUUUUGGUAAAACGAUCAAUUCCAUCUCCAUUUAGCAGCUAAAGAAUAAAUUAGUAGAAUUAAUAGUUUCCUUUACAGGUCUGCAUGUUGCUGAAUUAACACAUUUGGCUUUUUCCUUUUCCACACUAGCUAUGUGGCUCUGUAGGCUGUUUUAUUUUUGGGGUAAUGGCUGUGUGCAGCUGCUCCCUCAUGUCUGCUCAUUCUAUGGCUGCGGAUUUAAUCCUUGGGGAGGUCCCACGGUGGAAUAAUCAGGAUUUUCACUGCACAGCUUUGUCCCAUCCUCUCUCUUUACUUCCCCUCCACCUUCUGUGUCCGCAUGACAGAUUACUGCCCUGGUCUGCGCGGGGAUCCUCCUGAGACAGAUCAAGAGAGUCAAUGAGGAGAUCUCCAAGUACUAUUCAGCCGUGUACUGAGGAAGAGGAUUCUUUUUUCCCUUCAGCUCUUCAAUAAAAAAAAAAAGGGGGGGGACCAUUGCUAAAACUCAACCAGCAAAUCAGUGUUUACACGCUUUAUUUUGUAUAUCAACAACUGUUAUUUUGGAACUAUAAUACUGUUUUUAUUUCCAAAACCAUUGCAUUGAGCCAAACAACCUACUAUAAGAGCCACCAUCAAUAUUAUAUUGUGAUUUUUUCAUGCAGUGCAAAAUGGAUGUUGCUGAUAAUAAACUAUUAUUCAUCCAUCAAGAAACAGCCAGCCAGCCAGCAUAAUGCGUACAUGCCUGACAGGAGUAUGGGAGCAGGGAGUUGCUGCUUAUAAAGAAUAUUCAUGUGCCUGUUACAAGUUUAAGCACCUUAGUUUGCAGCGUUUUGUAACAAUGUGUGCAGCUCUUAGAUUCAGAUUUUGCGCUUUUUCCUCGCGAUUCUGUGCCAAACGUUUCUGCAUUUGGGGGAGUUGAUGCCCACCGAGCGUUUGUUUUCUAUUCAACACAUUAAUGCUAUAGAUGUUUAAUGGUACGAGAGUCUUAUUUUUGCUGUUUUAUUAAAACCACUUUAUUCAAUGCAUUCCACUUUAUUUCCUUUAUCACACAGAUGUGUUCAGAGGGCCAGAAAAAAACCUUUAUUUUUAGGAGUGAUAGAAAUCCUCUGCAUGCUCCGCUUGGGGCUGUUAAACCAUCCCUAAACAUUUCAAAUGACAUGCCUUGGAGAUGUGAAGUGUCAAGUGCUGCCUGUAAACGGUGGCACAAAAUUAAAAGUACUGCCAUCAAAGUAAAUAUUGUUUAGCUUUUCUACCCUCGGGUGCCUUUUCCUUCUACAAGCUUCUGUGGCCAAAUAAAUACUCAUUAAGAGUUUAAAAAAGAAAAAA